This is a messenger RNA of Talaromyces proteolyticus, 2235 nucleotides long. Its product is annotated as mitochondrial inner membrane protein Mitofilin. The transcript is spliced from 3 exons. Bases 86 to 2008 code for a protein of 640 amino acids. Gene Ontology annotation, cellular component: MICOS complex. Gene Ontology annotation, biological process: cristae formation. Lineage: Eukaryota; Fungi; Ascomycota; Eurotiomycetes; Eurotiales; Trichocomaceae. The record is from RefSeq and is a predicted model, not a curated record.
CGAUCCCGUCAUCUUUUCUCGCCUUCACCUUCAGCCUUCCUACUCCUCUCCACCCCAAUUGCCAACACAGGUAGGGCGGCCCGCCAUGCUGCGCUACUCAAUUGUGUCGAAGCAGACUCGGCUCCUGUCUGUGAGCCGACAGCGCGCCGCAACACAGUUCCCGACUGCCUAUCUCGCGAACAGUCCUAUCAUCCGUGGCCAGAGGCGUUUUGCAGAUUCUAAGACCCCUGCCCCGAACAGCCCAACGCCUGUCUCGCCGACAUCACAGUCAUCAAUUCCUCCCGAAACAGUAGCUGCGACUGCACCAUCCCCGACUGGCCAAGGCCAAACCUCCCCCCCUUCAUCUAUACAGCCUCCUCAGCCGCCUACGGAUGACACCAGCAAGGUGUCAGUCAAACAGCCUCGGCCUCCAAAGACCGGCCGAUUCAGGCGAUUCCUGCUCUACCUUAUCCUUACGUCGGGACUAGCUUAUGGUGGAGGUGUGCUCUUAGCUCUCAAAUCAGACAACUUCCACGAUUUCUUCACGGAAUAUGUGCCGUUUGGUGAGGAGAGCGUUCUCUACUUUGAAGAGCGUGAUUUCUACCGCCGUUUCCCAAAUGCUACUCGACACUCCAACCGACUACCCCCAGCUCAUAAGGUAGAGUCGCAAAAGGUUACCAUCCCAAGCGGCAGUGGCCUGUCAUGGAAGGUCGCGGAGGAAGACGGUUCUGGUAGCGAUUUGACCCAAAAGGGCCCACACAACAGCGCUGUUGCAAAGUCCAAUGAGUCGAAACUAGUCACGAAGGCGAAAGAGGAGCGUCGUGAAAAGAAGGCUGAAGUGGCCAAAAAGGAAACUCCCAAGGAAGCGCCAAAGGAAGAACCUAGGAAGCCUGCUGUUUCUCCUGCUGCAACUCUCGAGCUCAUUAAACUCGAGGCAGCCGACGAGCCUGUGGUUCAGGAACUUGUCAAGGUUUUCAACGACGUGAUCACCGUCAUCAGUGCUGAUGGUGCUGCCAACAAGUACUCCGCGCCAAUUGCAAAAGUCCGAAGUGAACUAGAAAGCAUUGGAGAGAAGAUAACCGCUCUUCGUACAGAGGCCAAGAAGGGAGCCGAGGAGGAGGUUGCGAAGGCCCAUGCUCUUUUCGACGAGUCUGCCAAGAAGCUUAUGCAACAGAUUGAAGAGGCCCGCGCUGCUGAGGUGGCUCAGUUCCGGGAAGAGUUCGAAACCGAGCGAGAGAAACUCUCACACGCAUACCAAGACAAAGUCAAAACCGAAUUAGCGAAGGCACAGGAAUUGGCUGAGCAGCGUCUGAAGAACGAGCUCGUCGAACAGGCCAUUGAGUUGAAUCGCAAGUACCUGAACGAUGUAAAGGAGUUAGUUGAAAGAGAGCGUGAAGGCCGCUUGAGCAAGAUUAGCGAGCUAACCACCAACGUUAACGAACUCGAGAAACUCACGAGCGAAUGGAGCGAUGUCAUCGAAAGCAACCUGAAGACUCAGCAACUUCAAGUUGCUAUUGAUUCUGUUCGUACCGUGCUUGAGAACGCGAGUGUGGCCAAGCCGUUUGUUCGCGAGCUAGUCGCCGUGAAGGAGCUUGCUGCCGAUGACCCAGUUGUGGCUGCUGCCAUUGCCUCGAUCAAUCCUACAGCAUACCAGCGUGGGAUCCCUACCGCUUCUCAGAUCAUCGAUCGCUUCCGUCGUGUAGCAAGCGAAGUUCGCAAAGCCAGCCACCUCUCCGAAGACGCUGGCAUCGCCCGACACGCCGUCAGCGUUGCUUUGAGCAAGGUGAAAUUUAGCAAUGACGGUCUAACAGAUGGCGACGAUGUAGAGAGCGUUUUGAACCGUGCAGAGAACAUGCUGGAGGAGGGAAGACUCGAUGCUGCUGCCCGUGAGGUGAAUUCCCUUCAGGGCUGGGCUAAGAUCCUGAGCAAAGACUGGCUUGCUGAUGUACGCCGUAUACUUGAGGUUAAUCAAGCUUUAGAAGUGAUGGAAACGGAGGCUCGCCUACAGUGCCUGAGGGUUGAGUCUUGAGUCCUCAUAUUCCUGAUACGUAUUCUUGUAAAACAUACACAAUGUACUAGACUCAAUAAGAUUUAUUCCAUUUGUUAGACUUUGGCCUUUGCUUUUUCAUCCAAUACAUAUAUGACUUGAAAAGACGUAGCUGAGAUAUAAAUCAUUAUAUUUACGUGUACAGUAUGGUGACAAAGUUUGAAUAUAGCACUAAAAAAGUGGAUGAGGUAUAAAAUCCUUCCCUAUAU